AUGCGCAAUGUUGUCAACCUCAUAACCUCCUUAUUUGCCCAACAAAAACUACUACUAUUUAUUAAUUGUAAUUAUUUUAUUUUAUUUUUGAUAUAAUUCGAAACAUGGAGGAUCAUACAACCGAUGAGGAAAAAUUUCAUUCAGACAACUCAAUCAAAUCGAAUUUCUUUCAAUAUUACAAGAACAAUUCUAAGACUUCAAAUCUCACUUUACAACAGAGAAGAGAAACUUUCCUGAAUGCACAUAAAGAGAAACACAGUUCAGCCUUUGAUGAACGUCGUGAUUUGUCUGAGCUUUUUGAAGAAUAUGAUUGUACAAGUGAUGAAACAGAAGGCGAGUUAAUGGAGGUGGAAAAAUCCCCUCGACGUAAAAAAAUUAGAUUCCGUGUUUCAAUGUCGGAAUGGUUUACACAAAUACCAGAUGAUUUAUCAGAUAAAUGGUUAGUUAAGUUUUGUCCAGUUGGUAAAAGACGUCUUAUAAUAUCGAACAUGGGCAAAACGAAAUGUUUUAAUAAAUUUGGUCAAAAGUUAUUUCACUUCAUAUCAAGUUUACCAGGAGGUAGUCGGAAAUAUACAAAAAAGGGAGGAUUGUCAGUGUUAGAUUGUAUUUUCAAUGAAAAAACUAACACUUUUUUCAUUUUGGACAUGCUCGUGUGGAAUUCUGUUUCAUUUUUAGACUGUGAGGCUGAACUGAGGCACUGUUGGAUGAGAUCCAGGUUUUUAGAAAAUCCUGAAGAAUUCACACCUUAUGGUAAAAAUUCUUAUACAUUCAAAUUUUUAUCAGAGUAUCCUGCUGAUAUAGAGACUAUACGAUCGGAAAUGUGGCUGUAUGAAACUAAGAAUGAAGUCAUUUGUGAUGGAUUAAUUUUUUAUCACAGAGAAUCUCCAUAUAUAUCAGGUUUGAAUCCUUUGAUUACAUGGUUGAAACCUUUUAUGUUACCUGAAGUAUUGAAUAUUGACGUUCCACAAGAAUAUGACAAGAAACGGCCAUCUAAUUACAUUAAUUUAAAAUCAUAUUUGAUGAAUAUUAGUGAGAAACGUAAAAGGAGAUCACAAAUGGAAUUGAUGGAGACUGAGGAGAGUCCAAGGAAUUAGGAAGACUUAAUACAAAAUUUGAUUGUAUCUUUGAGUUAUUAUUACAACUAGGGGAUUAUGUAUAGUUUAUUUCCUGAGGUUGACUAGUUAAAAACCCAGGACUGAGGCCAAGGGAAAUGUAUUUAUAUUUUUUUUUCUGAUUGAAUAUUGACGAACAGAUGAAUUUUUCAAACAACCAACUUUAGUGAAACACAUGUCCUGUAACACGUUUAGAUUAUCCAAACACGACUAUUCAGCAAUCUCACUCAUCAGAAUCUUUUCAAAGGUAUUUUUGCAGACAAGCUGAAGAGUAUACUUUAUAUUUGGAUAAGCUACAAAGAACCUGAAGUUACGGUUUCCUAGGACACUGUCCAUCGUCAUGUUUCGUAUUUAAAAUAAUCAUUUUUUCUUCUUUUUGUUGUUGACUUGUCCUAUUCAUAUUUGUGUCUUAAAGAUUAAUAAAAAUUCUAUUCUAAUGUGAAUACAUAUCUUUUGGUUGUCUAUAUAUCUCAGAAUGUAACUAGCUAAUCUCAGGAAAAGUACUCUGAAUAUUCCCUUAAUUGCAAUAAUAGCUAUUGUAUAUAUUAUGUAUUCUAUAUUGUUAUGUAUAUUUUAAUGAAAUAAAAAACAUAAUGAGAACA
This is a messenger RNA of Harmonia axyridis, 1714 nucleotides long. Its product is annotated as snurportin-1. Gene Ontology annotation, biological process: snRNA import into nucleus. The transcript is spliced from 5 exons. The coding region runs from base 105 to 1094 and encodes 329 amino acids. Lineage: Eukaryota; Metazoa; Arthropoda; Insecta; Coleoptera; Coccinellidae. The record is from RefSeq and is a predicted model, not a curated record. Gene Ontology annotation, cellular component: cytoplasm; nucleus.